AUGGCGACAGGACUCUUCUGCCCGUUUGCUCACCGGGUCAAUCUGGUGCGUCAUUUCUGUGUCUUGACCGAUAUUAUCUCCUUGUCCGUGGUCAGACCAAACCCCAACAUCAAAGGGGAGGGAUUACGAUUCCCAAAGACCAACGAUGAAUAUCCCGGCGCAACAGUUGAUGAUCUCUAUGGCAGCGCGUUUCUGCGCGAGAUCUACCUGAGAGCCGAUAAGKACUACAAAGGACCGUACUCCGUCCCAGUGCUCUGGGAUAAGGAGACGGAAACAAUUGUGAGCAACGACUCUGCCGAGAUGCUCCGCUGGCUACCCAAUGCAUUCGACCCCAUUCUGCCGGUAGUCCACAAGAGAGUGCAUCUAUACCCCAAUACUCUGCAAUCUCAGAUUGACGAGAUCACUGCCUGGAUGCAAGCGGAUCUCAACAUUGGCGUUUACAUGGCCGGAAGCGCGGCCUCUCAGGCUGACUACGACAAAGCGGUUCCAGGUGUCUUUCGAGCACUCAACCGGCUCGAGCAACUCAUCCAUAGCAAUGGUGGUCAGUUCAUCUUGGGUAAGCACAUCACCGAGGUCGACCUGAGGGCGUACACGACCAUCAUCCGGUUCGAUCCCGUCUACGUCCAGCACUGCAAGUGCAACCUGGGAACGAUCCGGCACAAUUAUCCGACCAUCAACAACUGGCUGAAGAAUUUAUACUAUAACGUGGAAGGAUUCAGGGAAACCACUAAUUUCAAGCAUAUUAAGGAAAGCUAUCCCAAGACCCAACCCGACAUAAAUCCAAAAGGUAUCGUCCCCAUGGGCCCUAUACCCGAUAUCGAGUCUGGUGUGGAUCACAACUGGGGUCUGGUGAGAGUUGGUUCUAUUUAUGUAGGCUAG
Aspergillus pseudoviridinutans is the source of this 879-nucleotide messenger RNA. Its product is annotated as putative cell wall organization protein/glutathione transferase (Gto3). Bases 1 to 879 code for a protein of 292 amino acids. The record is from RefSeq and is a predicted model, not a curated record. Lineage: Eukaryota; Fungi; Ascomycota; Eurotiomycetes; Eurotiales; Aspergillaceae. Gene Ontology annotation, cellular component: cytoplasm. Gene Ontology annotation, molecular function: glutathione transferase activity. The transcript is spliced from 2 exons.